UGAAACUAUAGCCGUACUAGUUCUCAAAUCCCCCAAACAAGGUUUUUCUCCAGUUUCUCAACUACCCGAGGUUCGUGGUGGAGAAAGGUAUGAUAGAGACUUAGAAACCACCAUUGCCCCUAAACCACCAGCUUCUCCGACGAAUCGAUGACCAGACUUGAUCGACAAAACAGAAGAACGAGACCCUUAAGUAUCGAAGCUUCCGAAAACCCUUUAAUGGCGAAGAUAGAUAGAUUGAUGGUGGUGAGAGAUUGAUGAUGGUGAGAGGUGUGAUAAUGUAGCUUAUAAAUAUAAUUAUGUAAAUAACGCUAAUUAAAAUAGAUAAUAGUGUAUUUAGCAUUGAAAAAAAAGACACAUUUCAAAAAGAAGGAUACUACGUGUCAAUAUUCUCAAUGUUUAAGCUUUGUGAAAACCUUAUUUUAUUAUAUAAAAUUAGAACGAUCCGGUGUUCUUGAUGACUUUGGGAAUAGUUUUUUUUCCUUUUUAAAAUGUUUUAUUUAUAUGCUUUUGAGGACAGUUGACUUUCAUCACAUGAACAAAGAGGCGUUGACGCAUCAAUACCUAGUUGCAAAGAGAAGAACAGAAUUCUCAUUUGCCAGUUCGGAACUUCUUAAGGACUGUCUCGUCUCUAAUUGUUUUAGAAAAUGAAUCAUAAGAAACAGAUCGACCAGAGCAUUAUAGAGAUUUCUGCCAAAACCAAUGUCUUAAAUUUAUUAACUUCCGCAAUAACAACAAGAGAACCUCUUCAAGACUCUGGUAACAACCUCAUCUCAAAUUUCGUUACUUGUGUUCUACGCAACAACCAUUGGCUUACAAAGAUGUCUUAAAAUCUUCCACAAGAAUAUAAUGAAAAUCGCCGGUUAAUAAAUUCAAGAAUUACCGCAGAGUAGGAGCGCUUACCAACGGUCAUCAAUAGUCUCUUUACUUUGCUAAAAUUUCAUAUCUAAUGUGUUCGUUCAGUAUAAUAAUAUACAAAAAUAUUCUAUAGCAACUAGAAAGAGUGUUCAAGCCAGUCGUAGGAAUGAUAAAUUCGGCCACGAUUAUAAUUCCACUAAUUACGGCCACAUGCAAAUGGAUCAGUCAAAAUCAUCAACUUUCUUUUAUUAAACAAAAAAAAAGUGUUACUAGAAAUAGAAAAUGCAAAGAGAAUGAAAUUAGAUCUAAACCUAUGACUUUGCAGCUCUCAAGUCGUCUCGCUCCCUUCCUCUAUAAAUAGGUACCAAAUGCUUCUCUCAGUCCCACCACACAAACACACAAUACCACCAUGAACACUUGCUCCUUUAUUUUCAUCUUAGGUGCUAUCUUUCUCCGGUGUUUAAGUUCCACAGGAGCUGCCACGUGUCACCCUGAUGACGAAGCGGGUCUUCUAGGUUUCAAAUCGGGUAUUACCAAAGAUCCUUCGGGCAUUCUCGGCUCUUGGAAAAAUGGUACUGACUGCUGCUCCUGGAGCGGUGUCAUUUGUAUCAACAGCGACCGUGUCACAGCACUAAGAGUGUACGGAGAUUUCAUUUCUAGCCGAGCCUUUCUCUCGGGCACUAUCUCGCCGAUGCUGGCCAAACUUCAACACCUCGAGGGGAUUUACCUCACCUCUCUUCGAAAGAUCACUGGACCUUUUCCUCAAUUCCUUUUCAGAUUACCAAAGCUAAAGUAUGUUUACAUUCAAGGUAGCCUUCUCUCCGGUCCCCUUCCAGCCAACAUCGGUGAGCUAAGUCGGUUGGAAAAGUUACUUAUCGACGGAAACCGGUUUACCGGUCUGAUUCCGAGUUCGAUAUCCAACUUGACACGGUUAUCUUGGCUUAAUCUCAGCAACAACCGCCUCUCUGGCACCAUCCCAAAUAUUUUUAAAUCCAUGAUAGAGCUCCAGUCUCUCGAUCUCUCCCGCAACAAAUUCUCCGGGAAACUACCUCCGUCGAUUGCAUCUCUCUCAUUGACUCUAACAAUCCUUAAUCUGGGCCAGAACAAUCUGUCGGGGACGAUCCCAAACUAUUUAUCAAGAUUUGAGGCUCUCUCCACAUUGGUUCUCUCCAAGAAUCAUUACUCAGGGUUCGUGCCGAUGAGUUUCACAAAUUUGACCAACAUUACCAUUCUUGAUCUCUCCCACAAUCAUCUAACCGGUGCAUUCCCUGUCUUGAAUAGCAUUGACGGCAUUGAAUCUCUGGAUUUGUCGUACAACAAGUUUCAUCUGAAAACGAUUCCGAAAUGGAUGAUAUCGUCACCGUUCAUCUACUCGUUGAAGCUGGCAAAAUGUGGCAUCAACAUAAGCUUAGAUGAUUGGAAGCUAGCAGGAACCUACUACUAUGAUUUCAUCGAUCUAUCUGAAAACGAGAUCUCAGGGAGUCCGGCUAGGUUCCUCAACCAGAUGAAGUAUCUGAAAGAUUUCCGAGCAGCAGGGAACAAACUCCGGUUUGAUUUGGGGAAGCUGACGUUUGUGGAGAGGCUUGAAACUUUGGAUUUGUCAAGGAACUUGAUAUUCGGGAAGGUGCCGGCGACAGUGGCCGGAUUGAAGACAUUGAACGUGAGUCAAAACCAUCUUUGCGGAAAACUUCCAGCGACAAAGUUCCCAGCCAGUGCUUUUGCCGGUAACGACUGUCUUUGUGGCUCUCCACUUUCUCCUUGUAGAGUUUUGAUGAGUCAACAAUUGGUCAAGCAGUAAACCGACGACCAAACCGUAUGAAGAAAUAGAAUGAGAGUACCAAGAGUAAUUGGCUUAACCAAUUGCUUUCUUUAUUUCAAUUGUUUUCUGCAAAUAAUGUGAAGUGGUCAUCCUUAUUGUGAGGAACUCACUUUAUCACUUUCCUCAUUUUCCCUGCAAUCUAGGAAUCACGAUUGAUUCUAUUUGUUAUUUGUUUCCUAUAUAAAUGAGAAAAGCCAAAAGAAAAGGCAGAGAAAUUUGCCUGAAGAAAUCUGUGUUGUGUAAUCUUAUUUAUGCUUUGACUUGGACCUCUAUCAAGUUUAGCGGCAAGAAUACUACAAUUAGUAUUUGGAUUUAAUGUGACAGUUGGGUCAAAGAAAAAUAUAUGUACUGAUAACGAAUAAAGUAAUUUUAAGAUUUGAAGAAGCUUCAAAACAAAGAUUUGUGUUAGUGCAAGUAUGUAGUGUUUUUAACACUUUUUUUUAUUUAGCGAAUUCCACACGCUCGAUUUGUAGGCUAAAAAUGAGGAAUUGAUGAAAUUGUAGAAUCAUUAAGAAAAAAUUCAAUUUAAACUUAGAAGAACGGUAUUUUUGUCAUUUAAUUAAAACCAUAAACUGUGAUUUUGUAUU
This is a messenger RNA of Arabidopsis lyrata subsp. lyrata, 3261 nucleotides long. Its product is annotated as receptor-like protein 12. Gene Ontology annotation, molecular function: protein binding. The record is from RefSeq and is a predicted model, not a curated record. The coding region runs from base 1265 to 2653 and encodes 462 amino acids. Gene Ontology annotation, cellular component: plasma membrane. The transcript has a single exon. NCBI's taxonomy places the organism in Eukaryota, Viridiplantae, Streptophyta, Magnoliopsida, Brassicales, Brassicaceae.